This is a messenger RNA of Rotaria sordida, 2124 nucleotides long. The record is from the annotation of a GenBank genome assembly. NCBI's taxonomy places the organism in Eukaryota, Metazoa, Rotifera, Eurotatoria, Philodinida, Philodinidae.
AUGUCAGAACACGAGUCAGACGUUGUGUUGUUUCAUUCAACAAACCCAAAUAUACAAACGAAAAUUUAUCGAACAAAAAUUUUCUUAAAACUUUUAUCUAAUGGUCAUAUAUUUGUUGAUUGGAGUGAUUUACCAAAACAUAAAAAUACUCGACAAUGUGUUAUACAUUAUAAAAGUUUAAAUAAUAAUCGAAGUCAUGCUAUACGUGUAUCACGUCAAAAGCGAAAUGUUAUUUUAGAAAAAAUUGAAUCAGGUCAUUUAUAUGAAAUACAUGUAUGUACUGUUGAUGAAUCAAAUCGAAUAAUAGCUUCGAGUGAACGUGCACAAAUACAAACUAUAAUGUCGAACGAAGCACCAACACUUCGUGUGACUAAAUCAACACCGGAUUUUAUUAUGCUUGAAUGGGAAAAAUCUAAUGAUGUUAAAUUAUCUGAUAUUGAAUUAUAUAAAUUAAUAAUAAAUGGUAACUCUAAAGCUAUGUUACCAUCAACAGAAAAUAAAUUUGUUAUUAAUGAUGGUAAAUUUGGGAAACGAUAUGUUUUUCGAUUAGAAAUGACUCAAAAAGAUCAGAAAAUAAUUUCAUCACUUCCAGUUAAUGUUGAUUGGCCAGGAGUGACCAUGCCUAAACUUCAUGCUUUUGUAAAUGGUACUGAAGAAUUAAUCAUUUGUUGGGGAGAUUCAAGAUCGAUCAAUGAUGGAAAUAUUGAAUCUUAUAUGCUUCAUUUAUAUGAUUCUGAAGGUCGUUUAUUAAAUCAGUUUGGUCCAAAUGCUGCUGAAUGUCGUCAAGUAUGGAUAAAAGAUAUGAUAAAAGGUGUUUAUUUUUAUGUUCUGGAAAUAAAACUUGCCAAUUCAAAUAAAUCUAUUUAUUCAAAACCUAUGAAAAUUGAAUGUGGAAGAGAAUCUAGUAUACCAAUAUUAACAUGUGAUUAUAGUGAUGCAAAUAAUCAAAAACGAUUAGUUAAUAUGGCUUAUCAUUUAAUUAAUAUUCGAGAUAAUAUGAAAUCAAAACGUUUGUUUGAAAAAUGUGAAAAUCAACUUAAACAUAUACUUUCAACUUUAAAUGAUUUAACAGAUUCUGUUCGUCUUAACUUGACUAUUGAAUUAAAAUCAAAUGAUAAUAUUCCAAGAAAAUAUUAUUUAAUUAUUGAUGGUCAAGAAAAUCCAGCACCUAUGCCUUGUCUUGUCAAAGAUUUUCCAUUAGAAUUACCUCGACGUGAUAAACCUUAUGCAUUAGCUGUUUCGGUAACACCAGCUUUAUAUGGAACGAAAUCAAACACAGUUCUUGUUGAAGCAUCUGAUCAUUUUUCAUUCUUUUGUGCUCAUUUUCAUCAACAACGAUCUAUUGAAAGUUGUUCAUAUAUGCAAACGUUAUCAUAUGAAAAACAAUUAGCACGAUCAAUGCAUCAAGGUCUUAUAAAAUCUCCAAAAAUGAUGACCAAUAUUCAAGUUUAUGAUUUAAACGAAAAUAAAAUAGUUUCUUUACCAUUAUUAGGCAACGUACAUCGAUUAACGAUAAUUUUGUUUUAUAUUAAUGGAUGUAUACCAUCAAAAAUGCAUCUUAAUUAUUUUUCUACUUAUGCUUCAUCUCAUUGUACAAAGUAUAAUUUUAUAUCAAUUAAUUGUAAUCAAAAUGAUAUUGAUGAUUUAAAAAAUUUCACUGAAAAUUUAACAGAUAUUCAAUGUUAUACUGAUUUUUCAUCAGAAGAUUUUAAAUAUGAACAAAAAGAAAAUAAAACAUCAUUGCAUGAAUUAUUAUCAAUUGAUGGUGUACCUUUAUAUUUCGUCUUAGAUUUUUCAGGUCAUGUUGUUUGGAAAGGACGUUUAUGUAUUUCAAAUCAAUUAAAAUAUGAUUUAGCAAUGGAUCAUAUAAUUGCUCGAGUUAAUCAAUUACAAUGUUCGACAGAAAAUUGUGAACUUUGUUAUUAUAGUUCAAUGAAUGAUACUUGUAUUGAUUCAGAAUUGAAUAAUACAGCGAGAAAUCUUCAAUUAAUUAUACAACAACGAUUAGAACAAUAUGGAAAUAAACAACUAGAAAAAGAAAAACAUAAUCGAACACGCCAAAUUGUAUCAAUGAAACAAAAAUCGACGGAAAUCAAUGAUAAUGAAUAUUAUUCGAUUAUUUAA